Tupaia belangeri chinensis (Chinese tree shrew) is the source of this 1742-nucleotide messenger RNA. RefSeq lists its product as uncharacterized. Bases 30 to 1742 code for a protein of 570 amino acids. The record is from RefSeq and is a predicted model, not a curated record. NCBI's taxonomy places the organism in Eukaryota, Metazoa, Chordata, Mammalia, Scandentia, Tupaiidae. The transcript has 23 exons.
UCAAAGAUCUGAAAAAUAUUCUGGAAAACAUGGGGAUAGAAUUUACACCUGAAGAAUGCUUGGAAUUGGUGAAAUAUCUGCAAGUUGAUGAUGAUGGAAAUGUGUAUGAAAGUAGAUUGUUAGAUGGAAUCAAAUAUUUCAAAGGUGGAAAGGUUGAUACAAGUAAUCUGGAAAGUGUUUUGGAAAACAUGCAAAUCAGUCUCUCAGAUAAGAAACUUAAAGAUUUGUCACAAAAUCUACCAGUUGACGAUUCUGGGAAAACCGAUCUGCCUAAUCUGCUAAAAGAAGUAAAUAAAUUAACAGGAGGGAAAAUUGAAACCAAGGACAUACAAAAAGAACUGAGAAACAUGGGGAUAGAGCUCACAAAUAAUGAACUCUGGGAGCUGCUGAAAACGCUGCCAAAGACUGAGGAUGAAAAGGUGUAUAAAAAUACAUUGCUUGAUAAUAUAAAAUCAUUUCCUGGUGGGAAGUGCUAUGUCUCUAAAAUGAAUACUGCCCUGGAAAACUUGGGUUAUGAGCUGGAGGAUGAGGAAGUUAAGGACUUACAGAACCACCUGCCUGUUGCUGAUGAAAAGACAGUUAAGCUGAGUAAGCUCAUGGAAAAUGUAGAAUCAUUUACAGGACUCAAAAUUAAUGCUAAUGAAAUAGAUGAUGUUUUGAAAAACAUGGGCAUAGAACUCACACCUAAGGAACAUUGGAAGCUGCUAAACACUCUGCCAAUUACUUUUGAUGGAAAGGUGUAUCGCAACCGAUUGCUUGAUCGUAUAAAGACUUUCCAAAGAGGGAAGAUUUGGGAAAAUAAACUAGAAACUAUUCUGGAAGACAUGGACUUUGAACUUGAAAAACAAGAAAUGGAAGAUCUACGGAACCAUUUGAAAAUUGAUGAUCAUGGAAAGGUUGCACUGAGUUCUUUGAUGAGUGCAGCCAACUUAUUUUCUGGUGAUAAGAUUAAUGCCAGUGACACAAAAUCGUAUCUGGAAAAUGUAGGUAUUGAAUUCACAAAAAAGGAAAGUAAGGAGUUACUGGACAUACUGCCAUGGGAUGAUAAUAAAAGAGUAUAUAAAAAUAGAUUGAUGGAUGGAGUGAAGACUUACGGAAAUGGAAAGGUUGAUAUUGAUAAAAUAGAUGAUGCUCUUGAAAACAUGGGAUUCUCACUUGAAGAAGAAGAAAUUGAGAAAAUAUCCAGAAACCUAUUAGUUGAUGAUAAGAAACGAGUUCAGCUGAAUUCACUUCUGCAUGAAGUAGAUACAUUUUUAGGGGAAAAAAUUAACCAUGAAGACUUGGAAAAUAUUCUGGAAAACAUAGGGUUAAGAGAGCAACUGAAGGAAAACUCUGUGUUGAUGAAGAGUUUGCCACUUGAUGCUUCUGGAAGGUUGUUUAAGCAUAAGUUGCUGGAUGGCAUUAAGUCUCUCAAAGGAGUAAAACUUAGUGUUAAUAAACUAGAACCCUUCAUGAAAAAUAUGGGCUUCAAGCUUGAGGAAGAGGAAUUCCAAGACCUGAUAGAGGGCCUGCCCAUUGAUGAUUCGGGGAAGGUUGGCAUCGAUGUGGUAAUGGAAAAAGGUAGUCUUUUUACAGGUAAAAAGAUUGAUACUGAUAACCUGGGAAAUUUUCUGGAAAAUAUGGGUAUAGUGCUCACUGAAGAUAAAAGCAAGACCCUACUGAAUAAUCUGCCAAUUGAUGGAAAAGGAAGGGUGUAUACAAACAGAUUAAUGAAAGAACUGCAGAAUCUUGAAGAUGAUUAA